This is a messenger RNA of Pestalotiopsis fici W106-1, 825 nucleotides long. RefSeq lists its product as uncharacterized. Gene Ontology annotation, biological process: lipid metabolic process. The transcript has 2 exons. Lineage: Eukaryota; Fungi; Ascomycota; Sordariomycetes; Amphisphaeriales; Sporocadaceae. Bases 1 to 825 code for a protein of 274 amino acids. The record is from RefSeq and is a predicted model, not a curated record.
AUGACUGCAGCAAUUGCCCUGCUCUGGAACCUGCGCCGCAUAGGCACAAGGUGGCAGGCCAAAAAUGUCCCAUGUGCAUCAGAUGUGGUCGUCAGUCGGGCGUCGUUGGUGGGCAGGCGGUUGGCGAGUACCAUCAUUGCCCUCACCAUCCUGGACAUUAUGACCUCUGCCCCGCCCCCAGACCCCGCCAUGGUUGGGCUGGAGAAUCAAUCGCUAAGCGGCAUGGGCUGCAUGUCGCCUGCAUGUCUCGCCUUCCGGGUGAUAGGCACUGUCUCGUUCUGGCUGAGUACAGCUCUUAUCAACCUGGUGAUGGCCAACACUGUGACCUUACUAUCGGUCCUGGCGGGAUGGACCCUACCGACCGUGUGCCCACCCCUCUAUGGUGACCUUCUCGAGUCGUACAGCAUACGGAACUUUUGGGGCAUCACUGGUCAUGCAGACCUGGCCACACACUACAUGUCGCCUAAAGAACAGCACCAACUAGCAUCGCGCUACCUGCGUCUCUGGGCUGCCUUUGCAAUAUCAGGGCUCGUACAUCACAGCUCAGAUCUUGCAAUGGGGGUAGCUUCCUCGGACGCAGGGGCCUUGAAGUUCUUCCUUCUGCAGCCAAUCGGCAUUAUGCUCGAAGACGGCAUACAGGCUUUGGCCCGGCACGGCUCGAUCCCAAAGUUCAUUCGCUUAAUGGUUGGCUAUUUUUGGGUUCUUCUGUUCUUAUCUUGGUCUACUCCGACAUGGUUCUAUCCUCAGCAGAGGCUCGGCAUCAGGUCAGAGGACUUGCUCCCAAUCCACGUCUGCACAUAUUGGAAGAUAAUUCUACCGCUAUAG